AUGGCACAUUCGCAUCCGCAGCACUGGGCCAUGGCGCCGCCCUACCACAACCGCGGGUCGCCGCCGGCGCCGCAGCAGGAGCAGGCGGGUCCGGCCGCGGAGGGCGAAAGCGGAGCCGGAUCCGUCGGAAACAAGCCGAGGUCACUCUGGAUCGGCGGACUUCUCGACUGGAUGGACGAGGACUACCUCUACAGCUGCUUCACCCGCUCGUCCGAGCUCGUGUCGGUAGUGGUAAUGCGCAACAAGGAGACCAGGCAACCCGAGGGUUUUGGCUAUCUUAACUUUGCUAACCAUGUCACCGCUGAUCAAAUCCUCCAGAGCUACAAUGGCCAGAGGAUGCCUAAUACUGACAGAGAUUUCAGGCUCAGCUGGGUCAUCCGCAGCGCUCCAGAGAAGCCCGCUGGCGAUGAUCAUGCCAUAUAUGUUGGGGACUUGAGCCUUGAUGUUACAGACUUCAUGCUACAUGAUGUGUUCAAGAAUCGCUAUCCAUCAGUUAAGAAGGCAACUGUUAUGCGGGGUGGUUUUUCUGGACACUCGAAAGGCUAUGGGUUCGUUUUGUUUGGAGAUGUUAGUGAGUGCAGACAAGCGAUGACCGAAAUGGAUGGAGCAUACUGUUCUACUAGGCCUAUGCGUAUCAGAGCUGCUACCGGCACUGGCCACCAACAGAAUGGAUCUCGUACACAAGGGACAGAUUCUGAUGGCAAUUGGAACAAUAAAAGACUAUUUGUUGGUGGUCUUGAUUUAAGUGUAACUGCUGAGGAUCUAAAGAAAGCCUUUAGUCCUUAUGGAGAGAUUACUGAUACUGAUGUCACGUUGGUAGAGGGGAAAUGCUGUGGCUUCGUCGCAUAUAGGAGCAGAGCAUCAGCUGAGGAGGCUAGAAGAAUUCUAAAUGGAAGCCAACUGGGAAAUAACACCAUGAGGAUUUUCUGGGCUCGCCGUCUUUCUAACAAGAAGGAUGAAGCGAAUGAUGAGUACCAUGGACAUCCCCAAGGUUCGGGUCCUGAUUAUGGCUGCUCUCCUGGGGAUUCUAACAUGCAUGGUUACAAAGGCCGUGGAGGAUAUGCAUAUCACCAACAGAAGCAGCCACAACAGACCCCAGUACAGUGCAGUGAGGAUGGCAGCGCAGGGAAUGUCUCAGUCACAAAGUGCGGUGGAAUUCUUGCAAGAUAAACCCAAGAGAUCUUUUGCCGGAAAUACCUUUUUUUGGUGCCGUGUUCCUCCUUUGGUUCUGCAUGGUCACGCAAGUUCCUUGAGAUGCCUGGAACAACAGUUGCGGUGUUCGGAAUUUCUCUUUUCGGAAAUAGCUGUAUCUGCUGCUGCUUUGUUUUGCCUUUCGUUGCGCAUCCAGAGAUGUGCACCGUCGUGCAAAUGCACUUCCGUAGGCGCCUGGAACGGCAGGGUUUGGAUUACAAAUUGAGAUAACUCAUCCUGUAGUUUUGGUGGAGAAACAGGGAUAAGCCAUUUUAGCUUUGGUUGGAAGAGUUACGUGGCCUAAAUUCUGGUAUUACUAUGGGCAUUCACUGAGACUGUUCUGAACUCUAUAAACCAAGGUGGUACAGAUGCAAUGCGACUUUUUAACCCUUCAUAAGAUCCCGUUGUGGUAACCCUUAAGUCUGUGAUUGUGUUUGUUGACUCGCUCUGCCUAUACUAUGAUAUGGAAUCACAUUUUGCA
Molecule: messenger RNA, 1672 nt
Organism: Lolium rigidum
Lineage: Eukaryota; Viridiplantae; Streptophyta; Magnoliopsida; Poales; Poaceae
Product: RNA-binding protein L-like
Exons: 7
Coding region: 1-1170 (389 amino acids)
Cellular component (GO): cytosol
Molecular function (GO): mRNA binding
Source: RefSeq, a predicted model, not a curated record